Phytophthora infestans T30-4 is the source of this 1509-nucleotide messenger RNA. RefSeq names its product mannitol dehydrogenase, putative. The record is from RefSeq and is a predicted model, not a curated record. NCBI's taxonomy places the organism in Eukaryota, Oomycota, Peronosporomycetes, Peronosporales, Peronosporaceae. The coding region runs from base 1 to 1509 and encodes 502 amino acids. Gene Ontology annotation, molecular function: oxidoreductase activity, acting on the CH-OH group of donors, NAD or NADP as acceptor; zinc ion binding. The transcript has 4 exons.
AUGUCUGUUGCCCCACGCACCAUCAAGGCCCUGGCAUGCUUCGGCAAGAGCGAGCCCGUCCAACUCUGGGAAUAUGAAUCGCGUCCUCUCGGCUCCGAUGACGUAGAGAUCAAAAUCUCGCACUGUGGCAUCUGCGGCUCCGACCUGCACGUCAUCGACAGCGGCUGGAAGCCCACGCUUUACCCGUGCGUCGUGGGUCACGAGAUCGUAGGUGAGGUGACGCUGGCUGGCCCUGAUGUUAAAGACCUCAAGAUGUACAGCACUGCACAUUACUUUGCGUUCACGAUAGCUGCUACAGUGUUUGCGUCCAAGGAACGCCGAUUCAUCUUCAGGAACAAAACGGUUUCAAGCACACCAUCAAAUAUCUUCUUUGCACCGCGCCGCUUUUUUCUAGUCGCCAAGACUCUGUCGGCAAAGCCCUGUGGGCGUCCGUGCCUGGUGUCCGGUGUCGUAAUUGCGGGUACCGUCUCGAAUGGCUGCAACAUCAGCUCCUGGUCGUUCGUCAGCUCGUCCACGGCGCCUGACAGGGCUACAACGCACGCUCGCUCGAAGUCCCGUAUUUGCGUCGGCAGCAAGAUACUUUUUCACAACGGAAUGCUUCUCGAUGAGCGCAUCAAAGAUAUCGCGCACAUCGAGAAGCGUUACGUUGUCGUCUUGAAGCGUCAUGGUGGCCGAGUGGAGGUCGCCAAGCUGGCACAGCAAUACAAUGAUUAUUUCGGAAUGCCUGUCUGGGCCUGCCUCAACAAGGACCCCAAGAACCCGUGCAAGGACUGCGCCAAGGGUGCCGACGCCUACUGCCGCGGUAUUGUGAGCACGUACAACUCCAAAUACCAAGACGGCAGCCUAACUUACGGCGGCUACGCUGAAUACGUGCGUGUACUGAGCCCGUACGCCUUUAAGAUCCCGGAGAGCAUCCCAUCAGACGCUGCCGCUCCGCUAUUGUGUGCUGGUACGACCGUGUUCACUCCGUUCAAGGAGGCAGGUUUGAAGGCCGGUGACCGUGUGGGUAUUGUCGGUAUCGGAGGUCUGGGUCACUUGGCUAUUCAAUUCGCUAAAGCCAUGGGGGCAGAAGCUGUGGUGGCCUUCUCGCGCUCGUCUAAUAAGGAAAAGGAAGUGCUCGACUUGGGCGCCGACGAGUUCGUCAACUACUCGGACCCGGAGCAGGCCAAGGCAGCUGAAGACUCGGUGGACAUUCUUCUGGUCACGGCUGAUGCCGACGGUAUGCCGUAUCAGCUCUUCUUGAGUUUCCUCGCCUCGCGUGGCACGUGCAUCAUGGUUGGUCUACCCAACGACGAGGUCCACUUCAAACCGGCUCAGGUGGUCAUGAAAGGCGCGAAGUUUGUGGGCAGCCACAUUGGCAGUAUCCAGGACGUGAAGGAUAUGCUGGCGCUAGCAGCCGAGAAGAAUGUUCGCCCGGUUAUUCAGACGUUGCCCAUGAGCAAGGCCAACGAGGGCAUCCAGAUGCUGCGUGACGGCAAGGUCCGAUACCGCGUCGUGCUUGAGAACUAG